This is a messenger RNA of Candidozyma duobushaemuli, 1236 nucleotides long. Its product is annotated as Elongator subunit. The record is from RefSeq and is a predicted model, not a curated record. The transcript has a single exon. Bases 1 to 1236 code for a protein of 411 amino acids. Gene Ontology annotation, cellular component: cytoplasm; transcription elongation factor complex; elongator holoenzyme complex. Gene Ontology annotation, biological process: tRNA wobble uridine modification. Lineage: Eukaryota; Fungi; Ascomycota; Pichiomycetes; Serinales; Metschnikowiaceae.
AUGUCCUUUCGUAAAAGAUCAGAGCCACUCAUUCCGAACCGUGGUAUAAAUAGAGGUAAUCCUCUAGUUCCAGGAAGAGCACCCCUCGGUGGCCGUGUGCCUCCAGGUGCUCCAAUUGGUCAGAUUCCUCAGGUUGCAAAACCCAAGAAGCCAGAUACGAUCGACAUAGUCGCCGAAAACCCUGGUGUGAGACCGUCAGCUGCAAAUUCAGAACCUACGGUUUCCACAGGUACUGCUGAUCUUGACAAGAUCAUGCUCCACCAAGGUCUUCCAUUGGGAUCUACCCUUCUCAUUGAGGAAUCAGGAACCACAGACUUUUCGUCCGUUUUGCUACGAGCUUUCGCUACCCAGGGUAUCAUGCACAAUCGUAUAGAGAAGGACAAAGUCCAUAGUCAUGUCAUCGUCGUGGGGGCCCCACAGACCUGGGCAAACAAUUUGCCUGGUGAGUACAAGGGCAGCAGCAAAGAGCAGAAGAAGGCCAGAAUCGCGUCGGACUCCUCGAAAGUCAGUGUGCUGAACAUGGCAGACAAAGACUUGAAGAUCGCCUGGAGAUACGGCUUGAAGCAGCAGAACCUUCCAGACGAGAAUCAAACCAACUCCACCCUUGAGCAUUAUAAUACCCAGUUUGACAUCACGCUUCGCCUUGUUCCUGGCCCCAAUCCUCAAGAAAUGUCAUUUGUGCCGUUGCUGAGUGACUUCCGGACCAUCAUCUCGCAAAUCAAGAGCAUCGUCGAGACGCAAAUCAGAAAUCUGCCUGCAAAGGUUGUCCGAGUGGUCAUGCCCAAUUUCCUCAACCCAUCGCUCUACCCGCCACAGGCCUCAGCAUCUACAUUCAUCAUCCCAUUCUUCCAUUCCUUGCGGUCGCUUGUCAAGCAGUUCCUGCAGAACUUGGCCUUGGUAGCUUCUUUACCACUAGACCUUUACCCCAGAGACGGCGUUGUAACAACGUUUUUUGAACAGCUAGCAGACGGCGUGGUUCAGCUUGAGCCGUUCAAUCGUGAUUUGGAGCAGCUCAUCGAGAAGGCAUACAAAAACGAGCCCUCCAAGAUCCAGCACGGUUUUGUUCAUGUCAUCAAGGUCCCUGUGCUCUCCGCCAAAGGCUAUAUGAUGAUCCGCAAUGGAGAAUUUGCGUUUAAAAACGGUCGUAAGAGAUUUGAAAUUGAGGAAUGGGGCAUUCCCGUUGAGGAUGAGGCUGGUGAAGAAGAUAAACAAACAACCAAGAGCAUCGACUUCUAA